UUCUUCACCUCACAGUAUCCUUUAGGCCAUUAAGUGGGAAAAACAACAACAAACCCCCACGAGACAGACACGCCGGAUAAGCCGGAUAAGCCGGAUAAGCUCAACCCACCUAGUUCAACCGAGUGGGCGUGGUAUUGCCUGGCAGCCAGGCGUCAUAUCCUUCUAUCCAGCACCGGGAGAUUCAGCCGGUCUGCGGUCUGGCCGGGAUCUGGGCAGGUUGACGUUGAGUUUUUCGGAUUUUCUGUUUUUCACCAUUUUACCCUGGAGAUGAAAUGGCGAUUGGACCCGGUCAUGCCUUUCGAUCCGUCGCCGGAUGUGGCCACCCAACCGGCUUUAGUGGCGCGUGUGCCCGACCAAAAGAAACUCUCCAGCAUCGUCAAGACGCUGGGCGCCAUUUACCCGCUGACCGAAAACCAACAGUUUCUGAAACGAGUCAAAAAGAAGAUUGGCUCGUGGACCGUACUUGUGCGGUUGGGCGUCACGGCUCAGUCCGAUCUGCACGCUUCGGUGCAAUCCCUCAUCGCCGAGCACGGGCUUGAACCCGAAACCGCCAUUGUGCCGGCUGGGCCGCCGCAAACCCGGGCCCAAUUUGAACGCUCCACCCAAUUGUGGCCGUGUCGAUUCCACGAGGACAAAAAACUGGAAGAUCUCCUGGGCCAUCGGGACCCGGAUCUCUGGGGCGGGCCGGCCCUCAGCCGGCAUUACGCUCACAUGGCCAGCGUGCUCACGGCUCGCACGCGUGCCGGUCACGAUAAUGUGGUGUUAGUCCACCCGGGCGGGACGGAAUCGCGCAACGUCCAUCUAGAACGCGAUGGGUUGUGUACGGGUCAUCCGGUCAUGGCCGCCAUUACGCAAUCGGCGUCCAAUGAUAGUCCGGCCGGCUAUUUGUGGUCGGAUUGCGACGUCUACUUGGCCGAAGAGCCUUGUCUCAUGUGUUCCAUGGCCUUAGUGCACGCUCGAGUGCGUCAGAUCUUUUUUUGCUUUCCCUCGCCGAGUGGCGCUUUGCAGACCCUGGUUCGACUCCACGCCCUGCAACCGCUCAACCAUAAGUUUGGCGUGUUUUGGCUCCGUCCUGAGCACGGAGGAUCACUGUGAUAUCCAACUAUGACGAUGUAAUGAAUAAUGAGCCUAUGAAACUUGUUGAUCUAGA
Molecule: messenger RNA, 1150 nt
Organism: Tigriopus californicus
Lineage: Eukaryota; Metazoa; Arthropoda; Copepoda; Harpacticoida; Harpacticidae
Product: probable inactive tRNA-specific adenosine deaminase-like protein 3
Exons: 1
Coding region: 268-1095 (275 amino acids)
Cellular component (GO): nucleus; cytoplasm
Molecular function (GO): tRNA-specific adenosine-34 deaminase activity
Source: RefSeq, a predicted model, not a curated record